AAAAAAAAAGAAGGAGAGAAAUGAGAAAUCGCGAAACAGAGAGAGAGAAGAGAAAAACCUGUCCACGCCGAGAGAGAGAGAGAGGGCAGAGGGCACGGCGACUCGCCGAUCGGCCCGAUCUAGCACCGGCGAGGGACAGAGGGCAGCGGGCAGAGGGAGAAGACUGAAGAGAAGGUCGGGCUGUCCUGUGGGUUCCAACUUUCACGAGAUGGGUAAAUUGUCAUGAGCAGAAAUGUUGCGUGGACGAAUUAGAAACGUGGUAAAUUUGCUUGAUAUGAUCACAGAAAGAUCUGCUGAAAACUUUAUUGGGAUAAACAGGCAUUUCUGUGGUUGGUAUUCAACUGGCUCUUCUCACGUGGAGCUACCAAUUAAGCGUAAGAAGUCUGAGAGGAAGCCAUUGGUGACAAGUGUUAAUGAACUCAAGCGUGAAGCUAGGUUGAGGAGGAAAGAGAAGCAGAUGGUGCAGGAGAACACUCUGCGGCCUCCCGAAAAUGGACUGUUGGUCAAGGGAUUAGUUCCAGUUGCUCAUGAAGUGUAUGCUGCCAGGGCCAAGCUUAAUGCUUGUGUCUCGAGGAUUGUUAAGAGCAUUGCUAUUUUUUCUUGCAGCUUGUGUGGAGAGGUUCAUGUUGGUGAUCCACCACACAGAAUUAGGACAUGCGAUGUUGCUGGUAGCCUGAAAAACAAAGAGCACACUUGGGAAAGAGGAGGUGUGGAGCAUAUUUUGCCUCUUGUAGAAUCAUUUCAUCUAUAUGACCGGGUAGGGAGAGCUGUUUCUCAUAAUGAGCAGCUCCAAGUGGAUCAAAUUCCAGCAAUUGUAGAAUUGUGUGUUCAAGCAGGUUUUGACAUACCCGAGUACCCUACAAGGAGAAGGACCUUCCCUAUUUACAGUCUUGCUGGUAAAGUUAUAGAUUUUGAGCGGAGAUUUCCCAAAGAGGACACACCUGGCAAAGAUAUUAACACAUAUGGGUUUUGGGAUAAGAAAAAGAAGUCAAGUGAAGAAAACAAGUUUUUUGACUUGCAUUCCGAUGAUGUACAAGCUAUUGCCGUUCAAGGCAUGGAGGCAUGGGAAAGAAUGCGUUCAGGAGCAUCAAAACUUAUGAAGAAGUAUGCUGUCCAAACUUGUGGAUAUUGUUCAGAGAUGCAAGUGGGGCCCAAGGGUCACAAGGUAAGGAAUUGCCAAGCUUUUAAACACCAGAUGAGGGAUGGGCAACAUGCUUGGCAGGAGGCAACAGUUGAUGAUUUAAUUCCUCCAGUGUAUGUGUGGCAUGUUCGAGAUAGGCAUAGUGGUGAGCCACUUGUAAAUGGUUUGAAGAGGUACUAUGGUAUGUUGCCUGCAGUGGUGGAACUAUUUGCUCAAGCUGGGGCAUAUGUGGGUGAUCAUUAUGCGGGUGUCAUGAGAGAAGAUGUUGCAGUUCCUGAAUUAGAUGAACUAAAGUGGGUUGUGUAAUGUUUGAGUAGAAUUAGUGUCAGAUGCUGCCUACUCGUUUGAAAAAGAAAGUGAGCUUUGUCAAUUGCCAUCACUCUGUCUUCUUUGCUACAAACAGCUCAUUGUUAUAGUGUGAAAUCUGUAUGUGCACAAAUAGCAUGUGCAAAACUUGUGCAUAUCUCACUAUCUACUAGUUUUGCACGAAUUAUCUAGGAUGCAUGGGGGUACAAUCUCUCUCUCGGGGAAAAAGGAAAUGAAGGUUGUGUGCAUACAUUUGUUUGUUUCAAUAUGCUCUUGUUCACUUACAUACGUUGGGCUCUUGAGCUAAAUGAGACUAGUUUUGUUCUCUUGCCUUUAAA
Quercus robur (English oak) is the source of this 1785-nucleotide messenger RNA. RefSeq names its product APO protein 3, mitochondrial-like. The record is from RefSeq and is a predicted model, not a curated record. The coding region runs from base 233 to 1447 and encodes 404 amino acids. Gene Ontology annotation, molecular function: RNA binding. NCBI's taxonomy places the organism in Eukaryota, Viridiplantae, Streptophyta, Magnoliopsida, Fagales, Fagaceae. The transcript is spliced from 4 exons.